AUGAAUCCCUUCUCUUUCAUCUCGACUUUGGUUGUCUUGCUCCUCUCUAUGACAAUUCCAACAAAAGGCCUCGGCCUUCGAAGCCCGGCGAUGGAACCCUUCAUCUUCAAACUCAAACCUUCGAUCAAGAACCCGGACUGCAUUGGCGCAGAAACUACUAAACUCUCCAUCAAGUCAUACCCGAAGAACAGAGUUGUCUGGCAUGCAGCAUGCCGUAUCAUUAGUGACCUGAUUUCCAACAACGGGGGAUCUCCCAAAGUGGAUGUCAUCUUCAUCUGCGGCAAUGGGCCUCGUGAUGAUGGUACUCAAGACUUCAAGUUAGCCAUUUCCUACGCCAAAGGCUUCCAGGUCACUGGAUACGACCAAGUCCUCAACAUGACGGUGUCAGGAACACAGGAGAUUCCUGCGCACCUGACAAUCACUCAGGGCCCGCAAUCCAUACCAGCAGUGAGACACGUCAAAAUACUGAUUGGAGCCAAGGUGAAUGCUAAGAAGAAGACAGCAAAGUAUGAGUACAUCUCUUGUGUUUGA
This is a messenger RNA of Exophiala mesophila, 531 nucleotides long. RefSeq lists its product as uncharacterized. The transcript has a single exon. The coding region runs from base 1 to 531 and encodes 176 amino acids. Lineage: Eukaryota; Fungi; Ascomycota; Eurotiomycetes; Chaetothyriales; Herpotrichiellaceae. The record is from RefSeq and is a predicted model, not a curated record.